Molecule: messenger RNA, 2838 nt
Organism: Tribolium madens (black flour beetle)
Lineage: Eukaryota; Metazoa; Arthropoda; Insecta; Coleoptera; Tenebrionidae
Product: aldehyde dehydrogenase, dimeric NADP-preferring-like
Exons: 2
Coding region: 22-1614 (530 amino acids)
Biological process (GO): aldehyde metabolic process
Cellular component (GO): cytoplasm
Molecular function (GO): aldehyde dehydrogenase (NAD+) activity
Source: RefSeq, a predicted model, not a curated record
UCGUGGUAACCAGUUCGCGAAAUGACCCGUGUGGAAAGUGAACUUAUCUUACCAGCGAAACAGCCACUCAAUGGAUAUUACAAUCCGGUGGUGGUCGAUAUCGAAGAAGACACCAAACAAAACGAAAAACCAUUCGAGGAAGUUUUCAAUACGGCGAAAACGGCUUUCAGUUGUGGCAAAUCCAAACCGAUCAAUUUCCGCAAACAACAGCUGAAAGCUUUGGAAAAGUUCCUUGAAGAGUGUGAAGACGAAAUCUGCGAUGCGGUUUAUAAAGACUUGCGGAAGCACCGACAGGAAGUCUUCAUGGGAGAGAUAGACUUGGUCAAGCAUGACCUCAGACACACACUUUUUGAGUUGUCCGAAUGGGCCAAACCUGUGGCCCCAGAACGGAGUCUUUUGAACCUCCUCGACGGAGUCUACAUCUAUCAUGAUCCCUACGGAGUGGUCCUUAUUUUGAGUGCGUGGAACUACCCCUUCAUGCUCCUUUUAGGACCCUUGAUAGGUGCUAUCGCUGGCGGCAACUGCGCCAUCCUCAAACCCUCUGAAUUAGCCCCCGAAUCGGCAAAAGUCAUCGCAAAAUUCCUCCCCAGGUACUUAGACAAGGAUUGCUAUCAAGUGGUGUUGGGCGGUAUUGAGACAACAACAGAAAUCCUCAAAUACAAAUUUGACUAUAUUUUUUUCACGGGGUCUACAAACGUCGGCAAAAUCAUCCAUCAAGCAGCUGCCAAACACCUAACCCCCACCACACUUGAACUGGGGGGCAAAAGCCCGGUUUAUUUGGACGAAUCUGUGGAUAUUUUGACAGCUACACGGCGGAUUAUUUGGGGGAAAACCAUGAAUGCGGGUCAAACCUGUAUUUCGCCCGAUUAUCUUCUCUGUUCUAAAGAAGUUGAGGAUAAGUUUCUCACAGCCGCUCGAACAAUUCUUGAUGAGUUUUAUGGUGAUGAUGUUAAAGUUAGUCCACAUUUGAGCAAAAUCCUCCUCGAUCGUCACUAUAACCGUCUUAUAAAUUUUAUUAAAAGUUCGAAUGUGGUAAUUGGGGGGACUGGAGAUCCCCGAACUAGGAUUAUCGCUCCAACGGUCCUCACUGAUGUUAAACCUGACGAUCCAGUAAUGCAGGAAGAAAUUUUCGGUCCCAUUCUCCCCAUCAUCACUGUAAAUUCUCCUUUGGAGGCUAUCAAUUUUAUCAACAAGCGCGACAAACCUUUGGCCCUUUAUGUUUUCACAAAUCGCAAAGAUGUUAAGGAGUUAUUCUUGAAUAACACUUCAAGUGGGGCCCUUACAAUCAAUGACACAAUAAUGCACAUUUGCACUGAAAAUUUGCCAUUUGGAGGGGUGGGGUGUAGUGGGAUGGGAGCCUACCAUGGAAAAUUUGGAUUUGACACUUUCACGCAUAAGAAGAGUGUUUUGAUGAGAAGUUUAGGAAAAGUAGCCGAGUUGACACAAUUUGCGAGAUAUCCGCCUUAUUCCAAGUCAAAGUCUGAGUUUCUCUCAACGGCUACGAAAAAACGAAGAGGGAUUAGUUUCAGUUGGCUUAAAACAGCAUUUAUUUUUGGAUUGGGGAUGACUUUCGCGUAUGGUUUACAUUAUUUUUGUAGCGAUGAUGAUGACUAAUUUAUGGAGGAAGCCUUUUUAGGAAUUGUCUGUGAUACUGUAGUAUAGAGAGUAAUGAAAUUAACUCAUUUAUUUUUGGAAAAUUUACACCACAAGUUCCUUUAUAGAUUGGUCUACGAGUUAACUAAAUUAAUAAUGCUAUCUGUGAGAAAGAAUAAAUUAAAGUAUAGAUUUUGUAACGAUUUAUUGAUCGUUGGAAUAUUUUUACAAUAUUGCAGAUGCCGCUUCGUAAAAUAUGUAUGUUUUAAAAAUGUGUUGUGAAAAUAAUGUAGCCUUGGUGAAUAAUUGAUUUAAAAUGUUUGAAGUAGUUUGAAGCACUAUCAAUUAAAAAAAAGUAAUUGUUUUGGUAACAUGACAUUUUGAUACUGUAAAAUCAAGGCUAAAAUUUCUUAUAAGCAUUUAUCUAAAGUGAAUGCUCUAUAUUUUUCAGAAUAGAAUCAGCACAAGGUAAUCAAUUAGAAAUUUCUCAAUUUAGGUACAAAAUAAAUAGUGAAAAAGGAGCCAUAAAUUCCUUUUACAAAAAUAGGAAAAUUGUUAAAAAAAUAGAAACGUAAAAACAUCGCUAUUUUUUAUACAAUAAUUUACAAAAAUAUUAUCGAGUUUUAAGUAACAUAAAACCGUCUAACUACUAGUAAAAAAAGCGAAUUUUAACUUUAAACAAAGGUACCUUGAAAAACGGAGUAGAUCUGACAAAAAAAUGAUGUGUGCUUAACAAGCCCAUAUAGUUUUGCUUUUUUAAAAAUACCUUUGAAAACAAAGUCAAAAUGCUCAAUAAACAAAGUGUUCUGAAGGAGCCUUAUAUGUUUAAUUUUUUAUUAAAAUUUUGUUCAAUUUGUGGUUUGGUUGAUUUCUAGAAUCAUUAAAUUUGAACUCUUGUGCUGAACAAACCUAUCUACAAAAGUUUGUAUAGCAUGCCUUCUACCUUAUAGAAACAGGGCAAAAUCAUCAAAAAAACGUAUUCUAAGGGGACCUUAUAAAUUUUGCUCUUUUUGAGUUACCUUGAAAAUCAGGUUGUUUUCCUUAAAAAAGUGAAGUGUACUCAAGGGGCUCAUAUAGUAGUCAUCUAACAUCAAACCCUAGAUUUUUUCCCCUAUUCCUGAACAACCAAAAAUCUUCAAAGUUUAAAGUUUUUAAAAAAUAAAAAACAAACUAUUUCAAAAUUAAUAUAAUACAGGGUGCGCCAGAACUCGCACCCCAAAGAAAAAUUUCAAGUAAGAUAAGAUA